UGAACAAUCACACGUUCAAUAAUCGAAGUCUUCAAUCACAUAUUGACAUAUAAAAAAUAUAGAAAAAUCGUGUACGCUAGCAUUAACACCACCUUUGGAAUUUUUUUAAUGCAUUCAGGCACUCCGAGCUUAAACAUUAUAAUUCCGAUGUUGGACCGUACCCUAUGAAAUUAGCCUAGUGAAAGAGUGUGUAUAAAUUAUAAUACAUACAAAUAUGAAAUAUAUUGUAUAUGCUAAAGUUGGUUUGGGACCAUCUCUCACAUAGUCGUUCAAUUCAAAGGCCUGUGUGGUCUGAGUUGUGCACCAGAAAAUAAAUUCAGUCUAUACUCUACACUCUGCUAAAAGGACUCUCUCCUCUGAACCUAAAGCACUGUUUGGCCGCCAUCCUUUUCAUCCCGUAUAUUAUACUUUUAUUUACAUUUAUCACGUGCCUCACGUGACCGUCCUUCUCUCCUGCGCCAAACACCCCCUUAGCUAAUAGUAUAUAGUCUUCAAUCUUCAGCUCUGCAUGUUCAACACCCACAGUAGUCUUUCAUUUUCCCGAUUAUCUCUAACCCUAAUGGAAGCGCUUGGCAUCCUCAAAUUCUGGCGAAAUGCAGCCGACGGCGGCGGCGACGAGGCCUCGUUUUUCGAUUUGGUUGUUAAAUCGCCCGACGGCGCCGCCGCUGGACGAGGUGGCGGAGUCGCGAAGAAGGAUUUGGAGUUUAUCGAAUCUCCGACGGAUGUUUUUCCGACGAAGAAUUCGUCGCCGGUUACUCCCCUGCCGUCGGCGACGAAGUUCAAAGUAUUCAUAUUAGGUUUCCGGAAAUUGUCGAAAUGCGAGAAAACAGAGUCCAACGGCGAGUUGACGGGGUUCAGUCCGGCCAAUCCGAUUCCAAAGUGUGCGAAAACGGCGGCCGCUUCUACAUUGGGAAGAGACGACAGUUUGAGAAGUCACCUGCUCAAAGAAGCCUCCGAUUGCGCAGCUUCACCGGAAAAUUCGCCGCCGGAGGAAUCCGUUCCCAAGUAUCUGAAGCUGUUUAAACCUCUGUUGCAGUCGAAGGUCUGGAAGAGGCAGAACGAGAAGGCGAAGUCCACGGCUUCCUCAACGGCGCCGUCUUCUACUCCGGCGAAGGCGCGUGCGCAUUCAUCGCCGAGAAAUUCCUCCGACGGCGGCGGCAGGGUGGGGGGGUUUAAGAUCGUAACGAAGCAUUUGGGGAAAAGUCGAUCGGCGCCGUCGGUAAUCGCUGCGGCACCGCCUAUCCGUCGGAGAGACGAUUUGCUGAUGGAACAGCAGGAUGGAAUCCGGAGCGCCGUUCUCUAUUGCAAAAAAUCCUACAAGUCUUCACCUGGAAAAGAAUUUUCACCAUUGUUUCGAUCUUCGACUGAUGAUGCUUCGCACGUGAAAUUGGGACAAGAGCCAAAGAGAUGUAGCAUUUGAAUUUUAGAAAAGAAAAUAGGUUUUUACUUUUUAAGAUCAUCUUUUGUAAAUCUGAAAAUUAGUGUGAAAUGUGAAUGCCCAAUGAGUUUUGAAGAAAUUUUCCCAAGCAAAAGAAGUGUUGGUUUACUUUCCGGACUGUUAAUUUCUAGAGAGAGAAACUGAUCUUAUGCCUUAAUCUAUAUUCUAUAGUGCAAUUUUAUUAUACAGCAUCCGAUGAAAUUCAACGAGUUGAACAUCGAAAAACCCAACCGAUUUACACCUCUAUAGUGGUUCGUCGGAGCCACUAACAAGAAACUAUGCUCCCGAGUGUGCGCGCAUUAUUUGUACUUCUAACGUCAAAGGUGAAGAAGACUCGAAGAGACCCCUUAAUAUCUAGAGGUUGCAAGAUUGGAUCGAUUUCGUUCAACGUUAUUCUUUUAUAGAAUAUGUAAUUUAAAAAUUACCAUAGGGUGCUUCAUUAUCCAACGAGAUAUAUACAUAUGUAUUAUUUCAAAUAAUUAUAUUAUUUGA
Molecule: messenger RNA, 1930 nt
Organism: Erythranthe guttata (spotted monkey flower)
Lineage: Eukaryota; Viridiplantae; Streptophyta; Magnoliopsida; Lamiales; Phrymaceae
Source: RefSeq, a predicted model, not a curated record